ACUAUAGCUUUUACUUUUAGUUGCAACAAAAAACUGACUUGGAGACUGCUGACAAUGAUAUGUUGAUAGACAAAGCUCCUACAUUGGAUGUUCAAUCUGGAAAAACCAUUGGUGCAAAAUCUGCAGAAAUUAAAAAGGAAGAAGAGCUUUCAAAAGAAGAUUUUGAAGAAAUCGAAAAUGCUUUGGAAAACAUUGCAUCUGAAAAGAAUAAACUUCUGAUUGAAAAAGAAGAAAUUGAAGAUUUGAAAGAAGAAAUGGCUGAAUACAGACAGGAUAUUGAAGAAUUGAAGGAUGUUGUUCUUGAAACGGGUCACAAAGAAAUAAGGGAAUCAAAAGCAGCUUCGAGAUUAUCAAAUAAAGUAAACAAAAUGGUAUCCAAAAUGGAUGGUUUGAUUCAUAAUUUGACUGCAGAGAAAGUCAACCUGGAACAGCAGAUUCAAGACAAAGAAAAAGAAGGUGUAACACCUCUCAAAGAAAGGGAUGACAUUGUCAGCAUCAAUGACCUGGUUACAGCCAUAAGAAAGAUCCGAAAAGUAUCCGACGAGUCUAAGCUUCAACAGAUUGCUGAGGUUCUAGAAAAAUUGGACGUAGACAGAGAUGGUUCUGUUGAAAUUGAUGAUUUGUUGAAGGUAAUUUAUUGUUUUCAUACAAUGUGAAUAAUUAUAAAAAUA
Molecule: messenger RNA, 671 nt
Organism: Parasteatoda tepidariorum (common house spider)
Lineage: Eukaryota; Metazoa; Arthropoda; Arachnida; Araneae; Theridiidae
Product: mitochondrial proton/calcium exchanger protein
Source: RefSeq, a predicted model, not a curated record